AUGGGGAAGUUUGUUAAGUGUUUGGGAGUGCUGGGAUUCAUGGCAAUGGCAGUGCUCAUGAUUGUUGGGAUUGUGGAGGCUAGAAUGCUUGAGGAUAAGGGAUUUAGUCUUGGUGGUGCUGGUGUUGGUGCUGGAGGAAGUCUCGGUGGUCUCGGUCUCGGUCUCGGUCUCGGUGCUGGAGGAGGUCCCUUUGGUGGUGGUGUUGGUUUUGGUGCUGGAGGAGGUGCCUAUGGUGGUGUUGGUGAAGGAGAAGUUUCUGUUAGUGGUGAACUACCAGAAGGAGGACUUGUGGUUGGUGUCAGAGCAGGUGAUGGUGGUGGUGGUGGAAAAUUGGGCGGCGGAAGGUAG
Messenger RNA from Dioscorea cayenensis subsp. rotundata (Guinea yam), 348 nucleotides. Its product is annotated as glycine-rich cell wall structural protein-like. The record is from RefSeq and is a predicted model, not a curated record. Lineage: Eukaryota; Viridiplantae; Streptophyta; Magnoliopsida; Dioscoreales; Dioscoreaceae. The coding region runs from base 1 to 348 and encodes 115 amino acids. The transcript has a single exon.